GCAGUGGAAAGGGUGAUGAGGGAUUUCCGGCCGUGACCUCGCCCUGCAGGGGGACAGGCGCUGCUCUGCCACUCUCUCUGUGAAGCACUGCAGUGACAGCUCAAGUUGCUUUCCAGAAGUCAUCUCAUCACCUGACAGCAUCCAGUACCUUAACUUUCCUUAGCACAGGAGACAACCUGCCUUGAAUUUCCUGCUUUUCUGAGCUUUCCAACCUGGUGGCAAUGGCAAAUGAUCUUGGAGUUACCUCAGUGUCUUUCAUCUGGGUUAUGACAUCCCUGGCUCAAAAUUACUUUGUAACAGGUUCCAUUAAUUCCCCUUGCAGGAUCAAGGGUAUAGGAAUUUAUCUUGAUAAGAAAGCGAAUUUCUCAGAAGCAAGUAAUGGAUGCAAUCAAUUCAAUCUACAGCUGGCAAGUAAAAAACAAGUGGAAGAGGCUCUGAAACAUGGCUUUGAAACAUGCAACUAUGGGUGGGUGAGAGAAGGAUUUGCUGUUAUUCCUCGGAUAACAUCCAACCCCAAAUGUGGUCAGGGAAAAACUGGAAUAGCACAAUGGAAUGUUGGCCAUGAAAAAAAAUUUCAUCUCUACUGCUUCAAUUCCUCAGAUGUCUGGAUUAACUCAUGUCAGCCAGACCCAACUACAACCACAUUUCCUUCAUUAACUGCAUCAAGGGACUUCACUGCAUCUUCAGCCUCUGCUGUGACUGAGAACAUCACAGCAGUGCCCCCUGUGACUGUGACUGGGUCAGAACAAUUCCUGAAAAAGAGAUUUCGUGUGGUCUGUGUGACUGAAACGAUCCCGCCAACAGAGGGGCCCACCACAGCACUGCCAGAGGAGCACUGGCCCACUGACCCUCCCAGGCACACUCCCCACCUGGCCUUUAAGAAUGAUGCUGUUGUUUUUGGAGGUAUACCCACUGCACUUCUUGUACUGGCCCUCAUCUUCUUCAUUAUUUCAGUUGUUCUAGCAGUCUGUUAUAUCAAAAAGUACAAGAAAACCUUGCCAUUUUUAAACAAGAAUCAGCCAAAAGAAACAGUUGUAACUACUGCUCUCAAGGAGACAAAAUCAAAUGACCAAACACCUGAGAAGGAAACACAGAAUAAUGGAAAUAAGGCAGAAGAAUGUAAAAGUAAGCCUGAGGCCACAGUGAAAUGUCUAGAAGCAGAAGUUUAAAGGAAAGAAUGUACAGUUCCUGAUGAAAAUAUAAAAUGAAGCAGAACUUAGCAGUGCUUUUAAACAUAAGUGAUUGUAAAUACUCUUAUUUUCUCUAUCUUUAACAUAUGAAACCUUGUUUUUUAAUAAUUACAUCUGUGGCAACAAAUAUUCUUGCAGAAGAACAUGGUAUCUUAUUUACUUGAAAUAAAUUCUACAAAUCCAUAGUACAGCUCAUUUCUCAUCUUUAAUGAAGAAGCAAUUAGGGAUAUGCUAUUAACAAGAUGCACUACAUUAACUAUUUGCAUGGAAUUCAGAUCAAUAUAUAACAAAAAGGUUUGGAUAUCUGGCUGGAGGAUGUCUGCUAGCCUAAUGCCUAAAAUAAAAUGCUGAUGCUGUAGUUCUUCCUCAUGUAGAUUAGCUUAUUUCCAUUCAGUAGUUGCAUGCUGCUUUUAAAAAUGUUUACAAACAGGAGAAACAGUUCUGUUUACAAGGGAGUAAAAAAGAAUUAACCCAUUGUCAUUCAAGUGCCCAAGGAAGGGUACAAAAUGCUGAUGUUUAUAUAUAAAUAUAUAUAUAUUUACAGCAAUAACUUACUUAAAUACCUUCAUUGUAUCAUAGUUUACUGUUUUAUUUAUUGAAACCAUUAUCAUUCUUCCACAUCAGAUAUUUGACAGAGGGGGACAAAAAAACCCUGAACAAGACUUACACUGGAGAUCUUUUGUGUGUAUUUAAGUGUGGCUUUCAUAAUAAAGAACUCAGGUGGCCUGAGAUGUCUACAGUACUCCCUAAAAAAUAAACUGUGGUGGUUAUGUUUGUCUGGACAAUUUAUUCUCUUGAAAACUGUCUCAUAGUAAAAAGAAUUCAUAUAACCUUAAUGUUACAGAAGUAAUUAGUGGUUAUAAAAUAACAACACAAAUAUUUUCCUGAAUAAAGAAUUGAGGUAACUUCUCUUUAUGUGUGAAGGAGGUUGUUAUGCUAAAAGAAGAUUUUUCCUUCAUCAGGCAGCUUGAAAAACAUAGUCUUAAAUAAAAAGAAUAAAUAUUAAAAUAGCAAUAGAAGUGCUCACCUAUAUUGUGUUUUCAGCAGUGUACUGGAUACUGGGUUAUGAAUGUCAAUAUUUUCCAUUCACAUAAAUUUUAAAAUGCCCAGUGUUUUUACAUUCCACUAGUCAUGAUUUAUAGUGUAUUUCUAACAUCGUGCUUAGAGAUUCCCUGGGUUGGUGUUUUGUGGGGUGUUUGUUUGUGGUUUUUUGGGUGGUUCUUCUUUUUUUUUUUUGGAUAGUUUAGAAAUAUUUUAUGGUUCUAAGUGAUUCAGUACAGCUCUAAAAACUGCUCAUUUCAGAUGUCCAGCAGCAGAAUUUUAGCAGAAAAACGUGCAACAGAGGACAGCACUAGAUACAGCUUUGCCAGGCAGUUAAGUGACUCCUCUCCUUGCAAAACAUGACAGUAACCCCUUGUAUCCUGAAUGGAAGUGCUCUGUGAGGAGCAGACAGCACAAGGCCACCAGGAACAGCCACAGGGGCCAGAGUAGCAAAUGGGCCUAAGGACACAGCAAAUGUGGUGGAUUCCAGGUAGUUUGGGAAAUGUUUUAAAUCUCCCUUCUGCCUCUCUUUUCCAUGUUUUAGAGAUGAGAAAUUACCUGUUCCUCUCUUCCCUACAACUAAGUGAGAAUUAUAAUGUUGCUUCUCUUUUAGAGCUAAAUAAGGGUGCUUUCUUUCCCCCUGAAGUGUUUACUUGCUAAAAAAAAAUCGAUCCUCUUUUAAUAAGACAUUGCCUUAACCUUUAAGUGUCUUAUUUUAUAAUGUACCUUAAAAACUCAGCUUCCAUCCCGUCCUUCCCACUGAUUCCUGACCAGAGGACAUGGUUUGAUCUGCCCCUCCAUUCCACUGCACAAUUUCUGCCAACACCACAAGGGCUAAAGGAGCUGCUCUGUAUGAAAUAAAGGCAGCUCUAAGUGCUCAUCAACAACUGCUCUAUUUGAUAUUUUCUCUGUGUAGUGAGAACUACUCAGCCACAAUGGAAUUGGAAAGUACAGAACAUUCCUGCUCAUUGUUUAAUGGAAUUGCAAGGGCUGCACUACUACAACCUAAGCAGGAAACAUUUAUUUAAGUACCUAGACCAAGAGUGUCAAACACGAAACCCUUAACUAGAGGUAGCAGAAACUUAAGAGAAACUCUUUAUUAUGUUUCUGAUUUUUCUCAAGUGUUGUGCUUUUUUUUUUUUUAACAAGACCUCAACAGUUCUGAAGCUCCUUGACGUGCCAGAGCUGCUCAAGCACCUUGGACCAGUAACUCAUCCCACCGAGCAGGAGAGCACAGUCCGUGUUUGCCACUUGUGCUAACACCACUCAGCUUCCCACACUGAGGCUCCAGAUGUUAGCUGACCUCAGGCAAAAGGGCUGCUUGGCCUGCAGGAAAUACACCAAGGUUUCCAGUCCAGCCCAGUCCCUGUCAGGAAUAUUGGAAUGCCUUUGGCGUGGGAAGUACGUGUGGCCAUGUGUGAACAGAGGCGGGCAGGAAGGGGAAGUACUACUCCUUUUCUCCUCUUUAAAUUAAGGGGGGAAAAAAAAGGACUGGAAUUAAAUAUUGCAGCAUCAGGAUGUGGAUGACCCAGAGGAUGUUCUAGGAUGUCUGUUUCUCAAUGGCUUGUUGUCCUUUCUGGGUGCAGGGGUUUUUUUGUGAAAAGGUCAGUGAGCAUUGACCUUUGGCACUCACAUCCACCGCCCACAUCCUCCCUGCAGCCGGGAUUUGCACCAGCAGCUGUGGCCUCGGAUGAUCCCUGAGACUGCAUCGAGCAUCAUUUAAAUCACUAUUUAAUAGAACUCAUAGUUGGGAGUGAAGGCACAGUGAGCCCCAGGCAGUGCAGCACUGAGUGUGCGUCUGCUGAGGGUGCAGCAAGGUGAAAAGUGAUCCUGUUUUUGUCAGUCCAGGUAUUACAGAGUGUUUUUAAAAUAAACCAACUCUAUACAGCACUUCUGCUGUGUGUUAGAAUGGAUAAGAGUGUGGCCAGCAGGGCAGUGAUUGUCCCUCUUUACUGGGCACUGUGAGCCCACGCCCCGAGUGCUGUGCCCAGUUCUGGGCUCCUUAGGAAGGACAGUGAAGGGCUGGAGCAAGUCCAGAGAGGGGCAAUGGAGCUGGGAAAGGGUCGGGAGCACAGCUAUGAUGAAGGAGCCUGGGGAAAAGGAGGCUCAGGGAUGACCUUAUCACACUCCAAAGCUGCCUGAACGGAGGCUGUAACCUGGAAGGGGUCGGUGUCUCCUCCCAGGAAAGCAGCGACAGCAUGAGAGGACACAGGCUGUGCCCGGGGAGGCUCAGGUCAGGGUUAGGGACAACAGCAGGGAUUUCUUCACAGAAAGGUUGAUCAGAAAUGGAAAUGGGCUGCCUAGGGAAGUGCUGCAGUCACCGUCCCUGGAGGAGCUAAGGAACGACUGGAUGUGGCACUCAGCGCCGCGGUCUAAUUGACACGGUCGUGUCCGGUUAUAGUUUGGACGCGAUGAUCUCAGAGGUCUUUUCCAACCUGACUGUGGGAUUCCAUGGGUGUUCUGUCGCUCCGCUCAGCGACAACGCCAGCGCCGCCUGCCCUGCGUGCAGUGGCCUUACAGCCGGAGGGAAGGACGAGGAGGGUUGUGAGCGGCACGGCAGAACCGCCUCGGGCCCCGCUCCGGGCCCCGCUCCCGGCCCCGCUCCGGGCCCCGCUCCGGGCCCCGCUCCGGGCCCCGCUCCCGGCCCCGCUCCGGGCGCCGCUCCCGGCCCCGCUCCGGGCGCCGCUCCGGGCCCCGCUCCGGGCCCCGCUCCGGGCCCCGCUCCCGGCCCCGCUCCGGGCCCCGCUCCCGGCCCCGCUCCCGGCCCCGCUCCCGGCCCCGCUCCCGGCCCCGCUCCGGGCCCCGCUCCCGGCCCCGCUCCGGGCCCCGCUCCGGGCC
This is a messenger RNA of Prinia subflava (tawny-flanked prinia), 5069 nucleotides long. RefSeq names its product lymphatic vessel endothelial hyaluronan receptor 1 (gene LYVE1). The transcript is spliced from 6 exons. Lineage: Eukaryota; Metazoa; Chordata; Aves; Passeriformes; Cisticolidae. Gene Ontology annotation, cellular component: plasma membrane. Gene Ontology annotation, biological process: cell adhesion. The record is from RefSeq and is a predicted model, not a curated record. Bases 222 to 1169 code for a protein of 315 amino acids. Gene Ontology annotation, molecular function: hyaluronic acid binding; transmembrane signaling receptor activity.